AUUAUUAAAAUCUUGACCUGAAAUAAAUUGUGACAGUCCACCAUAUCAGACUAUGACUAUAAUAAAAAAAAUAUGAAAUAAAAAAAAUCUAAAUAAAAUACACAUUUUACGAUAAUUUAAAAAAAAAAAAACAGAAUUAAAUCAUUUCUUAAAUUUGAUUGAAGUUGGCCCCCAGCUGACGUGUCUUUUAUUUUGAAGAGUAGAGUGUCGGCCGUGGCCUCUGCUGUUCCUGGGUAGUUGCUGUGAGCUUCGCCGUUGCUCGAGUUGACACAAGGGCGGUUUGUGUGCUUUUAGAGCGGACCGGUUUCACAGGAGCACGAUGACAGAGUGAUAAAGCGAUUCCUCCUUCUCCCCGGCUCUCUGUCAUCAUUUAUGCUGAGAGCCACAUGCAGCAGCAGCAGCAACAACAGCGCUUGUCGCCAGGUCUCUAUUCACAUCACUAACGCUAGCAGGCUAGCUAUUGUACUGGGGUUCAACCCGAAAUGGCGCCCUGUCCGAAAUGUAGUUCACUACUUAGUCUUCAAAAGGUUUAGAGGGAGGCGAUGAAAUGGAGGGUGUGAAGGAGAGGCAGGUUGGACUUUCUCGGCCUCACAGGCUCAGCGAGACGUCAAAGGUGUAUCGAUGGGCUGACCAAGCCAUUUACCUCCUGCAGGGUUUGAAUGAGCAGCGAGAAUGUGGGCAGUUGUGUGACGUGGUGUUGGUGGCGAACAGCCAGCGGGUUCAUGCUCAUCGUGCCCUGCUGGCCGUCUCCAGCCCGUACUUCCAGGCCAUGUUCACGCUUGGGAUGAGAGAAGAGCGCCAAGCCGAGGUGGAGCUUGUAGGUGCCUCGUAUGUGGGGGUUAAGGCAGUCGUGGACUUCCUCUACAGUGGCGAGUUGCCUCUUGAUGGUGGAAACAUCGACUACGUCCUGGAGACGGCUCACCUGCUGCAGGUCUGGCAGGCUGUCGAUUUCUGUUGCCAGUAUUUGGAGAAAGAGGUGAACGAGGACAACUAUCUGUACUUGCAGGAACUGGCGAUGCUUUACAGCUUGGAACGUCUGGACGCCUUCAUCGACCGCUUUGUCCUGGAGCGGUUCUCUACCCUCUCCUGCACGCCCAAGUUCUUGAAAGAUGUGGGACUCUCCAAACUCUGUUCCUAUUUAGCCAGCGAAGAUGUACAGCAUGAGAGUGAGCAGUCCCUCCUCCAGGCAGCCCUCCAAUGGCUCAACCAGAAGCCCGAGCGCUUACCGUUCGCCCACCAGCUCCUGCGUCAUGUCCGCUUGGCCCUGAUCUCACCUGGGGAGCUAGCGGAGCACGUCCUGCCUGCUGUACGCUCUUUGUUGCCCCCGGAUUCAGGCUGCCAAGCGCUGGUGGAGGAAGCGCUAAGCUACCACGCUCACGUCAGUGCCCAGCCUGUACUACAGAUGGCGCAGUCAGCGCUGAGAGGAGGAGUGGAGCGCCUGCUGCUGGUUGGAGGAGAGGUGUACGAGCGUGGUGAAGAGCUGAGCACUGACGUGAGCUGGCUAGAUAAAGAAGCAGGAGUGUGGGUGGUAGAGACACAACUACCCGCUCAGAGGAGCCACCACUGCGUGGCGGUGCUUGGGGGAUUCAUCUUUAUCGCCGGAGGAAGCUCGUCACGCGAUAACGGGGGAGACGCAGCAAGCAACAUACUCUACCGAUAUGAUCCACGUAACAACAUGUGGUCCAAGGGCGCCAGUAUGAACCAGAGGCGAGUGGAUUUCUAUCUCGGAACCAUGGGGGACUGCGUGAUUGCUGUUGGGGGACGCAAUGAAAGCGGUGCACUAUCAUCAGUCGAGGUCUAUCACCCUGUGGAGGACUACUGGACCUAUGUAGCAGGGCUGCCGAGGUUAACAUACGGACAUGCAGGCACAACACACAAAGGUGUAGUGUACAUCUCAGGAGGCCACGACUAUCAGAUCGGACCUUACCGACGUGACAUGCUCAGUUAUGACCCGAGCGCGGGCGACACAUGGGCGGAGCGGCAGGCCAUGACCCUAGCUCGAGGAUGGCACUGCAUGGCGUCGCUGCAUGACCAAAUCUAUGUCAUCGGUGGCAGUGAUGACCACGAGGACAGCAUGGAGCGAUUCGAUGUGUUAGAAGUAGAGGCAUUCGAUCCUCACACGGAGCAGUGGAGCAGGGUCGCCCCGUUGCGCUACCCAAACAGCGAAGCAGCCGUUGCCGUAUGGGACGGCAAGAUUUACGUAAUGGGAGGCUACACCUGGGAGCACAUGGACUUCUCAGAAAACACUCAGGUGUUCGUUCCGGAAAAGGGCCAGUGGGUGAUAGGACCCAACCUGCCCAGGUACAUUGCCGGAGCCUCAGCGUGUGUGUGCACAGUCAGAGCUCGGCAGGCCUGCAGCACUGAGCAGAACAGGACAGGAGUGAAGGAAAAAGACAAACAAAACACGAGCCAAGGACAAGACAGAUGACUGGAUGCAUAUAGUUUGCCCUGACGGGGCAGUUAUUCUCCUUUCAUGCAGGUGACGGCAUCAGGGAUACAUGCCCUUAUGAGAUACCAGUAUUUGUAGGCUGCUUAUGGAAGACACGAGUUGAGCAGAUUGAGAUGGUCUGAUGUUAGAGGUGCUUAUUCAGUGUAGGAACAACCUGCAUUGUCACUCAAUCUUGUGCUGAAGCGACGUGCUCCAUCGCUGGAUCACGUGAAAUGUUUGCGUUUGCAUUUCUCUAUAAUUACAUGGAUUAACACGAGCAAUCAUUUUCAGUAUUAGAUAAGAACAUUCAAUAUGUGGCAUCUUGUUUAAAAAAAAAAAAGAAAAAAGUUUUAAUUCUC
This is a messenger RNA of Silurus meridionalis, 2787 nucleotides long. It is a transcript of the gene klhl36, whose product is annotated as kelch-like family member 36. Gene Ontology annotation, molecular function: cullin family protein binding. The record is from RefSeq and is a predicted model, not a curated record. Bases 548 to 2428 code for a protein of 626 amino acids. Lineage: Eukaryota; Metazoa; Chordata; Actinopteri; Siluriformes; Siluridae. The transcript is spliced from 5 exons.